Messenger RNA from Dentiscutata erythropus, 990 nucleotides. Lineage: Eukaryota; Fungi; Glomeromycota; Glomeromycetes; Diversisporales; Gigasporaceae. The record is from the annotation of a GenBank genome assembly.
AUGUCUUCACAAGAACACAAUUAUAAUGCUUCCGAUAUAGAUGCCGUCCAACCAUACAGUCCCUUAUUAAACAUGGUUACGUUCAUAGUUGACCAGAUGUUAUCAAUCAGUAAAAAUGCGACAUGUAAUGAAAAAAUAUGCACUGCAUUAUUAAAUCGUGUUGAAAUUGCACAAAGGGCUGUUAAAUCAUUUGAACUAAAAUAUCAUAAUAUUAAUGAAUUUGCUAAGGAAAUUACGCAAAUGACAACAUUUCAAAAGUUUAUGUCUGCUAAAGCUGUUAAAGGUGCUUAUGAAAAAAAUAUUAAAGAAUUUGAAGAAGUUUUUAACGAAUUAAAUUUUACUAUGACUUUGUAUGGUUUUGAGCAAAGGGAAAUAGAUGCAGAAAAUCUGGCUGAAGAUCUUGUGUUUUUGAAAAAGACUAUGAAUAACAUGAAAUAUGAAAUCAGGUCAGCAAUAGGAGAAGUUACUACGUUGAUAUCUUCACAAAAAUACAAUGAUAAUGCUCAACAAAUACACAAUAAUAAAGCUUCCCAUUUACAAGGAGAACUUAAUGAAACAUUUGAAAAAUCAACUGGUCAGACACAAGACGUAAUCGCACCAUUCGUUCCAAUAUUCAACAUGGUUACGGACAUACUUAACCAGAUGUCAUCAAUCUAUGAAAAUGCAAAACGUAAUGAAAAAAUAUGUGCUGCUUUAUUAGAUCGUGUCAAAAUUGCAGAAAAAGCCGUUAGUUCUUUGCAAUAUGAAUUACAGGCAAAUGAAGAAAAUUUUAGAAAUAAAGACCAAAUUACAUCACUUAAAUAUUUUCAAAACUUUAUAAAUGCUAACGCUGUCAAAAAAGCUUAUGAAAAAAAUAUUAAAGAAUUUGAAAAAGUUUAUAGUGAUUUGAAUUUUACUAUAACUAUGUAUGAUGCUGAACAGAGAGAACAAAAAGAAAUAGAAGCAAAAAAUGUAGCUAAAGAUUUUGAGAUUUUGGAAAAGGUAUUGUAA